Molecule: messenger RNA, 600 nt
Organism: Daldinia loculata
Lineage: Eukaryota; Fungi; Ascomycota; Sordariomycetes; Xylariales; Hypoxylaceae
Exons: 3
Coding region: 1-600 (199 amino acids)
Source: RefSeq, a predicted model, not a curated record
AUGGGCUCUCCUGUCCCUCCGGAGGCUCCUUUUACAUAUGCCUAUCUAGUCAGGUUCGCUUUCUUGGGUGUUGUGAAACGGAUCCAUGCUCCAACGGAGGCCAGUGUCUACUUGGCGAGCUCCGCCCAGCCAGCUACGUCAGCUAUCCAGGUCAUCAUCAGAAUUGCGUCGCCCCUCAUGAUGAACUGUUUACAGAACCCAUGCGAUCAAGGUUGUCCGGAUUGGGAUCUAAUUCCUGCACGACUCGACGACGACGAGAACAUCGCAGCACCAUUUCUUCCUUCGCCGCGUAAUUCUUCAGCGGAAACGGGACGCAUAGUCGGAUUUAGUAUAAUGGGCGUAGUUAUACUUCUCUCAAUCCUUGGGGUCAUAUUCUGGAGGAGAAAGAUAAGGAGAAAGAUAAUGAAUGUAUGGGAGUCUUAUAUUAGGAGAUACCGCCGCUCUAAUGAUUAUCAAAGCAACGAGGCGCGUGAUGAUUUGCAACCAGAAAAUUUAGAUCACGGCUCGUCUAGACCAGGGUCGGAGCCAUCGUCGACCACCUCCAGUGGCACCGCUCGUACAUACGAAACGAAUGGGCCGCUCGAAGUUGUGAACAAGUAA